Messenger RNA from Cyphomyrmex costatus, 951 nucleotides. Its product is annotated as superoxide dismutase [Cu-Zn], chloroplastic. The record is from RefSeq and is a predicted model, not a curated record. Gene Ontology annotation, biological process: superoxide metabolic process. Gene Ontology annotation, molecular function: copper ion binding. Lineage: Eukaryota; Metazoa; Arthropoda; Insecta; Hymenoptera; Formicidae. The coding region runs from base 231 to 761 and encodes 176 amino acids. The transcript has 4 exons.
UCAACGGUCAUUCGGUUGCUGGUGUCAUCUGUGCAUGAUCAUUUACAAGAUACUCAUUCGCGACUGAUUUGUCUGCCCUAUGAGUGGGGGAUUUGCACGGGGGUACCGUGCCGAUAUAAGUGAAACAUGGGCCCGGCAUCCGCAGUCAACCAGUCAGUCAUUCAGUCAUUCGAUCAUUCAGUGCCUGGUAAAAUAGUGUUUCUCCGCUUGCUAAAAGCCCAAUACGCACGAUGAAUCGAAUGAUUGCAUUACUAGCAGCAGCAGUAAUUGCUGUUACAGCUACACACGCGGAAGAGGAAUUAGUGGCGGUUGUUCGCCUAAUAUCAUUUUCCUCAAAAAACGUCACGGGUAACUUGAAGAUUGUUCAAACUCCUUUGAAUGGACCCGUUUCUAUCACUGGCAAGAUCUCCGGACUCACAGAGGGGCCACACGGUUUUCAUGUGCAUGAGAAGGGAGAUUUGAGUGAGGGUUGCAAAUCUGCAGGAGCACACUUCAACCCCGAGAAUAAUACCCACGGUGCCCCAGAAGACACCGUCAGACAUGUCGGCGAUUUAGGAAAUAUCGUGGCCAAUACUGAGGGAGAAGCGAUAAUAAAUAUCACUGACAAUAUCAUCUCGCUGACAGGAUCGAAUAGCAUCAUUGGACGGUCCAUAGUAGUACAUUCUGACGAAGACGAUCUUGGGAAGAGCAAUCAUUCCCUUUCUUUGACAACCGGAAAUUCUGGCGAUCGUUGGGCCUGUGGUGUCAUUGGCAUCGAGUAGGUUCACAAAUAUAUUUUUGUCAUUUUUAUUUUGAAAUAUAUUUUGUCAUUUUUUUUGUGUUUUUAACAAUAUAGUAUAUUAUGUGACUUAGAAUAUAAAAUAAAACCAAAUAAAGAGCAUACAGCCACAGCGCUAGUUAUUAUGAGCAGGCAUGGGAGCUGGUCACUUUUCUCACUUUUUUAGAAACAUC